AUGUCAGACGUCAAUAUCCAGGCCCUCCUCCAGAAGCCUCGCAACGAGUGCACGGAGUAUGAGAUCGCCCAGCUGGAAAACUGGGAGAUGAGCAACGGACCUCUCUCGCUGCUGCAGACGGCUGUGCGGAGUCACUCGCAGGUGCUGAUUAGCAUCCGGUCGAAUCGCAAGCUGCUUGCGAGAGUCAAGGCUUUUGACCGCCACUGCAACAUGAUUCUGGAGAACGUUAAAGAGAUGUGGACUGAAACCCCAGUGCACAAUGGCAAGAAGGGGCGGCCGGUCAACAAAGAUCGUUUCAUCAGCAAGAUGUAA
Messenger RNA from Chaetomium globosum CBS 148.51, 312 nucleotides. RefSeq lists its product as uncharacterized. Gene Ontology annotation, biological process: spliceosomal snRNP assembly; RNA splicing. Gene Ontology annotation, molecular function: RNA binding. The record is from RefSeq and is a predicted model, not a curated record. The transcript is spliced from 7 exons. Bases 1 to 312 code for a protein of 103 amino acids. NCBI's taxonomy places the organism in Eukaryota, Fungi, Ascomycota, Sordariomycetes, Sordariales, Chaetomiaceae. Gene Ontology annotation, cellular component: catalytic step 2 spliceosome; U4/U6 x U5 tri-snRNP complex; U2 snRNP.